Molecule: messenger RNA, 815 nt
Organism: Olea europaea var. sylvestris
Lineage: Eukaryota; Viridiplantae; Streptophyta; Magnoliopsida; Lamiales; Oleaceae
Product: tubulin alpha chain-like
Exons: 3
Biological process (GO): microtubule cytoskeleton organization; mitotic cell cycle
Cellular component (GO): cytoplasm; microtubule
Molecular function (GO): GTP binding; structural constituent of cytoskeleton
Source: RefSeq, a predicted model, not a curated record
GAGGUGCUGAUGAUGCCUUCAACACUUUCUUCAGUGAAACUGGUGCUAGAAAGCAGGUCCCACUUGCUGUCUUUGUGGAUCUCGAACCCACUGUCAUUGACGAGGUGAGGACUGGAACCUACCGUCAGCUAUUCCGCCCUGAACAGCUCAUCAGUGGCAAGGAAGAUGUUGCCUGCUAUUUUGCCCGUGUUUGUGCAAUUGGAAAAGAGAUUGUCGACCUGUGCUUGGACCAUAUCAGAAAGCUUGCUGACAAUUGCACUGGCCUUCAAGGGUUCCUUGUCUUCAAUGCUGUUGGCGGAGGCACUGGUUCAGGAUUGGCUUCCCUGCUCCUGGAACGCCUAUCUGUUGACUAUGGAAAGAAAUCGAAGGUUGGCUUCACAGUCUAUCCUUCUCCACAGGUCUCCACUUCGGUUGUGGAGCCUUACUACAGUGUCCUCUCCACCUACUCCCUGCUUGAACGAACUGAUGUUGCUGUACUUCUAGACAAUGAAGCCAUUUAUGACAUUUGCAGGCGCUCUCUUGACAUUGAGAGGCCCACCUACAUCAACCUUAAUCGCCUCGUCUCUCAAGUGAUCUCAUCCUUGACCGCAUCACUGAGGUUUGAUGGUGCUCUCAACGUGGAUGUCACGGAAUUCCAGACCAACUCGGUUCCUUACCCCAGAAUCCACUUUAUGCUUUCCUCCUAUGCUCCUGUCAUCUCAGCCGAGAAAGCUUACCACGAGCAGCUUUCUGUUGCUGAAAUCACCAACAGCGCCUUUGAGCCCUCAUCAAUGAUGGUCAAGUGUGAUCCCUGCCAUGGAAAAUACAUGGCGUGU